Molecule: messenger RNA, 2789 nt
Organism: Leptonychotes weddellii (Weddell seal)
Lineage: Eukaryota; Metazoa; Chordata; Mammalia; Carnivora; Phocidae
Source: RefSeq, a predicted model, not a curated record
AUGGCUUCCUCCUCUGGGGAGUUUUUCAGUGUGGCGCACCCCAGUCCUCCUCCCUUCACCUCACCAGCGCUGGACUUUCCCGCCAACCAUGACCGCAUGGUGUACCUGGGCAUCUCCGACUACUUCUUCAACACCGCGGGGUUCGUGUACCAACAGGCGGGGGUCCUACACCUGACCGUCACAGACAACAUGAUACCAAAGAGAUCCAAAUUCCGACUGACAACCACAUUUCUUGGAACCCUCAUACCCCAGGUGGCCAAGAUGUUCCCCAACAUGCCAGUGCAAUUCAACAUCUGGGCCUCGUCCCCACCGCACCUCACCAUGCUCCCCACUGGCCUCGUCUUCACCCCUGCCCUGGAGAUCCAGGCCUUUGCUGUGCUCCCAAACUCCUCCUUGGCUUCCCUCUUUGUGCUUCACCUGAACACGAAUGCUUCGAUGGAGGUCAACGCCACGGCUGACAGGCUUGUAGGAAAGCUCAGCUUGGACACGCUGCUCCUAGAACUGAAGCACUCGGACGUCGGCCCCUUUUCGGUUGUGGUGCUGCAGGCUAUCAUGAAUUAUGUUCUGCCCGUGACUGUGAUUCCCAGGAUUAACGAGCGGCUGGAGGAAGGCUUCCCUCUCCCGCUGCCCGCCAACAUCCGGCUCUUCAACCUGGUGCUUCAGUCCCACCAGGUAGGUCCAAAGGUCCCUUUUCACCCAAUGUCCCUCAACAACAGCAACCUGUUGCCAGAAAGCUUCCUGUGGGCAAGCCCUGUAUCAAGCACUCUCUACCCUUACAGCACCCUGCAAGUGGCCAGGGAGGGGUCGGUGGUUCUGCAGAAGGAACUGCUCAGAAUCACGCUGCCUGACUUCAUUGGGGACUUCAAAAUCAAGCCCUUUGGCCGAGGGCACUUUGAGUUCCACAGCCUGAGCAUCCACAGCUGUGAGCUGCGUGGUUCUGCUCUGAUGCCCCUGCCCGGCCAGGGUCUGAGUCUCACCAUCUCUGACUCCUUCAUCAGAGUCCAGGGCGAGUGGAAGGUGCGCAAAGCAUUCGUGAAACUACAUGGCUCCUUUGAUGUGCAGGUCAAGGGCAUUACCAUUUCGGUCAACCUUGUCUUGGGCAGGGAGCCCUCUGGGAGGCCCACCGUCACUGCCCCCGGCUGCAGCAGCCACAUUCGAGAUGUGGAGGUGGACAUAUCGGGAGAUUUGGGGUGGCUGUUGAAUCUCUUCCACAACCAGGUUGAGUCCCGGUUCCGCAGAGUAUUGGAGAGCAAGAUUUGCAAAAUGCUCCAGAAUUCAGUGACCUCAGACCUACAGCCUUAUCUCCAAACUCUGCCAGUCAAAACAGAGAUCGACAGUUUCGCUGGUAUUGAUUACAGUUUAAUGGAAGCCCCUCGGGCAACAGCCCAAAUGCUGGAUGUGAUGUUUAAGGGUGAAAUUUUUAACCGUGAUCACUAUUCCCCAGUCAGCUUCCUUGCUCCUGUCAUGAGCCUUCCUGAGCAAUACAACCGAAUGGUCUACUUUGCCAUCUCUGAGUAUGUCUUCAACACAGCCAGCGUGGUUUAUCAUGAGGCAGGAUUCCUGAAUUUCUCCAUCACAGAUGACAUGGUUCCCCCUGGCUCUAACAUCCGGCUGACCACCAAGUCCUUCCGCCCCUUCGUCCCCAGGUUAGCCAGACUGUACCCCAACAUGAACUUGGAGCUCCAGGGAGCAAUGGCCUCUGCCCCAUUCCUGAACUUCAGCCCUGGGAAUCUGUCCUUGACUCCCCUGAUGGAGAUUGAAGCCUUUGUGCUCCUGCCCAGCUCUGCCAAGGAGCCUGUCUUCCAGCUUGGUGUGGCUACUAAUAUGUCCGCCAUGUUGACCUUCAACACCAGCAAGAUCACUGGGUUCCUGAAACCAGGAAAGAUACAAGUGGAGCUGAAAGAGUCUAAAGUUGGAGUGUUCAAUGUAAGUUAUCAUUGUUUUUAUUUAUGAAGUGAUUAAGGUAUUAACUAAUUUAGUAUAUUUACUAAGCAAUGCUAUAGCACCUAUAGGAGAAAAUAGAAAAAUGAAAAGAGCUACUCUCUGCUGUAGAAAAGUAUAGAAGUUCUCGAGGACAUGAUACACAGGGCCAAGGAACAGUUACAUCCCAAUAGAAGAUAAGAUAUAAUUAAAUUGUCUGUUGGACAGAAUUCUUUUAACUACAAGAAUAGAAAACCAAUUAAAAGUGUCUUAAGCCAACACGAGGAAUUCAUAGGGUCAUAAAACUAAAAAACAAAUUAAAAAAGAGGUUUCAGGCAUAACUGGAUCUAGGUGCUCAAAUUAGUGCAUCAAGAAUCUCUCCCCCUCUCUCCCUUCUGCUUUCAUCUGUGUUGGCUUCAUCCUCAGACAGGUUUUUCCCACUGAUGGAAAACCUCAAAAUUUUGUAGUUUAAUUUUUUUAAAAAAUCCAGAUGCUAGCUCUCUUUAGGUGAAUCUGAGUCAUGUGUCCAUUCUUUAGCCAAUCACUGUGGUUAGAAAUUGGACAAGGCCAAUUGACCAAACAUGGGUUUCAUCUACACUUCUGGAGCCAGGACAUCUAGUCUGAAACCAUAUGGACUGAGAUUGGAAAGGAGGGUUCUCCAGGGGAAAAUAGGGACUCUGUUAUUAAAACAAGAGGAAUUAAUUGCUGGGCAGGCUGAACCAAGAGGUGAUUUCCACAAGGAGGAACAACUGGCAAAAUGGAUGGCCCCAUAUUGAAGUAAGAAAGACAGUGGGAAAAUCAAUGUGGGCUGAUGUGAUCAGGGAGAGAUUUCUUUUUUUUUUUUUUUUACAUUUUUAAAAUUUUAUUAU